Molecule: messenger RNA, 4331 nt
Organism: Setaria italica (foxtail millet)
Lineage: Eukaryota; Viridiplantae; Streptophyta; Magnoliopsida; Poales; Poaceae
Product: RING finger protein 10
Exons: 9
Coding region: 1726-3891 (721 amino acids)
Biological process (GO): positive regulation of transcription by RNA polymerase II
Molecular function (GO): transcription cis-regulatory region binding; metal ion binding
Source: RefSeq, a predicted model, not a curated record
GGUUAGUUUGGGAGCUACCAGCUACUGGGGGUUUCGUUUGAUGACGUGCCGUUGAUUGACUGGUGCCGCCCAUGCGUUGUCUAAGCUGAAGCUUGGGGGGAAUUUUUGCUCCCUAGCAAGUUUACUUUGUAUUAGGGAUUGAGAUUCCCAGUGGCUUAGUUCAUGUGAAUGACCAUGAAUUCUAGGUUUUGUGCUGAUCUGAGAAUGGUUUGAUAGCCUGGAGCUGAACUUUUAGUGCUUAAAUGUUCUUGGGCUUAGCUUGGCCAAACUUGACAGUAACAGAGUUGCUUGAUGCUUUGAUGGAAUUUGGAUGCAAAACAUUGCUGGGUUGCUGUUUAUUGUGUUGAAGGAUAGGGUAGAUUCAGGCACCCAGGUGUUAGUAUUCUUCAUUGGAACUCGUUCUUAUCCAGCAGAAAAUAUACUAGCAGGUAUGAUUUAUGAUGGAAACUUAACCAUUGUUUCUCCAUGAUAUUUGAUGUUCAUGAAUAUGCUCAAGAUCGUUGAACCUUACUCUAUGUAUGACAGUGAUUCAAUACAUUGCACUAACAAGUAACAAUAAGAUUGUCUACCUAAUGUACAGAUCAUGUAGAUAUCUAAGUCCGACCAUAUUUUGCAGAUCAGCACAUCAUUGGCCAAAUUCAUGUUCACCUGAUUCAUUCAAGUUAGAAAUUCAUAUUGUAUGCUUUAUGAUUUGACCAGAAAUGCUUAUAAUUCAUACGGUUUAACCCUACUGUUGAUUUAGUGCUAGCGAAAGAAUAUACAACUGAAGCUUUAGUGUUAGCAUUUUGAAUUCGGCGCUGUUAGUGCCCAGACGUCCGAUGGGAAGUUUUCCAUCGGACGCUCUGUUGCAACACCAAAACAAAACACUUGCAACAUCGAAAAUCUAUUUUUGCAACAUCGAGACAGAUAAACAAAAUAGAUCUAUAUAUUUCGAGAGGAAAAUUCCCACCGCAACAUUAGUGCUUGUUUCAUGCAACAUUUUCAUGCAAAUCAUGCAGGACUGGUUGAGUUUAAACACAUAUAAAUGAAACACUACAAACAAAACACCGCAACAUAAAGAAUCAAUAGAUGAAACAUCAAAAGCCAACAAUGUUGCAAGAUGCAUACAUUUGAAACUUCUUAGAACACCUUGUGCACCAUCGAGAAAAUACUAAUAGAACAAAAGCAUCCCUUGUUGCAACAUCAGAAAACAGCUAUAACCACAUCUUGAUUAGUUUUUCUGCAACAUCGAAAAUCACCUAUCGCGGCAUGAAAAAUGAUGUAGCGCAACACAAAAAACGUAUUGAUUGCAACAUUAUGUCUCCACAGACCAGAUGAGGCUGCUGCCACCGUCUUGUUCCUUCGGUUAUGUCUUGUUGCGCAGCACCCAUCUCAACUCUGAAGCUGCUCAGCGGGCCAUGCUGCUACUUGUCAGGUUCCACCUCCCGCAUCGUCGACACUCGCCUUGCAGGGCUCCAGCAUGAGAAAUUGCCCGACUGUUCGUCGAGGACAGCGUGGAGCUCGACGAGCGGGAACGUCGGCGCGAGCUUGGUCGAAUCCGGCAGUGUGUAGCUGAGGCAUGAGGAGGGCCCAGCAACACGGCCGCGUGCGGCGAGGAUGGAAUAAUGGGUGCGCACUGGCGAGGUGCCGGCAGCGGCGUGCCGUAUGUGUGGCUGCUGAGAUGAGGGGAGCUCGAGGAGAAGGUGGAGCGGGCGGUGCUAUUAAUGGAAACUGGAGGCGGAGGACAUGAAGCUGAGAAGCGAGUGCAUAAGAAUGAGGGAAGAAGCAGCUAUUGCUUCGCUCGAAGUAAAGGCAGCCGUAGCGUCCGAUAUUUUUACUUCCGCCGGACGUCAGAACUCAGUGGUUCCAGCUAGCAGAGAAUCUAUUAAUGCUCCCGAAAAGGUAGUUGGAUUCAGAAUCUCUGGGGAAGAGAAUGAUACAUGUACUCAAGAGACCGGCAAUAUUUCAGAAUGCCACUCUUCUGAACAGGGGAAUUUGGGUUUCCCUACAGACAAUGUCAGCUCAGUUAGGGCAUAUCCUGAGAGAACCGGAAUGAUGGGAUCUCUUCAGACUGACCACUUGGCUUCAGGUUCUACUGGACUUCAGGGUAAUGGGACUCAGAUGGCUGCUAGGAAGAGUCAGGCCGUGAAUGCUAAUCAUCUACUGAACUUCCAGUAUGAUCCUAUUUCUCGGCCACAGCCCAGAGGCCCUAGAACAUAUCCUCCCAGAAGACAAAGAAAGAUCAAACCUUACAACAAGGACCUGUUCCUACAAGCAAACUAUAAAUUCGUUGUGUUGGAUACUGGGAAUUACCAGAUUGAAUCAAUGGAUCCUGAUAAGAUGCUUCAGUGGGAAGAUAUUAUCUGUGUAAGAUACUAUAGCCCUUCUGAGGUACAAUGCCCUAUUUGCUUGGAGAGCCCGUUGUGCCCACAGAUCACAUCAUGUGGACAUAUAUACUGCUUUCCAUGCAUUUUACGUUACCUAACAAUGGGCAAAGAGGAUUAUAAAGGUGAAUGUUGGAAGAAGUGUCCUCUGUGUUUCAUGAUGGUAUCAACAAAGGAGUUGUAUACCAUACAUAUUACUCAAGUUCAGCAUUUCCGUGCUGGUGAUGUUGCUUCGUUUACACUUCUGAGCCGGUCAAGAAAUUCACUCACUCCUUCUAUUAAAAGCACCUCCAGUGAAUGUUCUUCAGCAGAUGAAGAUCCAUGUAAUGUUUUCUCAAAAUUUAUUUUGACAUCUGAUGUUGAGUUAUCUGUUCGAGAGGCAAAAUCAGAUCUUAGUAAUUGGUUGCAUAUGGCUGACUUGGGCUUUGUUGAUGACUUGGAGAAACUUCCAUAUGUUUCUGCUGCUUUGGAACAACUGGAAGAAAGGAUGAAAUAUUGGACUGAGUACAGAAGUUAUGGUUGUAGCCCUCCAUUAAAAGAUAGUUUCUCUCCUGGAUCUAGUUACAAGUCUAGAAACUCCUUUGAUGUGAAUACUUCUCACCAGAACAAUGGGAAUAAGAUUUCCCCUGUUUCAGAUAGAGAUAUGGUCAGUGGUAUUUCAGCACUCUCCAUGUCUCCUGAGUCAAAUAAAAGCUUCGAUAAAGGAACAAUAUCCAAGAUGAAUGAGAAAUGCACCACCACCACUGAUUCAAAUGAACAUGACUCAUACACAUUUUACCAGGUGUCGGAUGGCCAACACCUAAUUCUUCAUCCACUAAACAUGAGAUGUCUUCUAAACCAUUUUGGAGGUUCUGAUAUGCUCCCACCUAGAAUAACUGGAAAAAUUUUGGAGCUAGAAACUGUAACACAGUCUGAGGCUAUAAGGAAGCGCUACCGGUUUUUGAGCCACUUCUCAUUAACAACAACAUUCCAGUUCUGUGAAAUCGACCUGAGUGAUAUAGUAUCUCCUAGCUCAUUGGCUCCAUUCUUGGAUGAAAUCAAGAAGCGUGAGAAACAAAGAAAACGAACUGCCAAGAAGGAAGAAAGUGAAAGAGUGAAAGCUGAAGUUGCUGCCGCUGUGCAGGCAUCAGCUAUGCGGUUUGAGUUUACAAAUUUCUCACAAAGUCACAACGAUGUCAUGUUCUCUCUAGAUGACUUUGAAGCUCUAGGUAACAAUGCUGGGCCAUCAACGAGUCCUCCAGCCAGUGAAAGAAAGCUUUUCUCUGACGUGACACGCCUGGGUUUUGCAUCAGCCCAAGACUCGCCUCCCCUAAGAGUUGAAACUGGGGAUGCAAGUGGUAAAAAUGAAAGCGCGAGAGACCAAGGACCAUCAGCACCACCCGCAUUAUCGUUCGCCAGCAUCAUAUCUUCCAGUAGAGCUGCUGCAGCGGCUGACAACUUGGAGAUGCAGAAACCAAAUGGGGUUGGGAAGAAAGGCAAGAAACCAGCUAGAGUGCUCUUGUCAACCGGCGGCGGCCGUCGAUACUGAAGGAGUAGACACAUUGGAAACGAACAGUUUGGCUGUUUCCAUAGUAGAUCAAAGGAAUGUAUGUAUAGUGCAUAACCUGUACUACGUCUGUAACACCGAGUGGCAUUUGUUUCCCCCCUCAUGUUUGUCUCUCUUCUGCCGCCUGCCCACCUCCUCCGUAAGGGGUGUGCUCGCGUUGUACCUACAUACUGAGUCUUGCUCCAUGCCAAGGGUAACCACCAGUGUUUCAAAGGCGACCUAAGGCAACCUGUGUAUGCCCUAUUGUGUAGGCGAUAAGGCGGAUCUAUUCCUCAAGGCGAGCUGGGUCUGCCUGCCUGGUCGCCUAGGCGACGCCUUUGAAACAUCGGUAACCACUGAGCUGAAGGCACUCAGAGAAAGAGCCAUGUAACUUGAUAAAAUAAUAAUGAAUGGCGCCACUGUUUGCUGUUAACGCCCCUGAA